UCAUGACGGGUUACCUUCCACUUGGUUUUGAGUUUGCUGUCGAAUUGACUUACCCAGAGUCUGAGGGGACGUCUUCAGGACUUCUAAACUGCUCUGCACAGGUAUUCGGGAUCAUAUUUACAAUCUGUCAGGGGAAAAUCAUGGAUUCGUUUAAUACUCUGGCUGGAAAUCUCUUCCUGUGUGCCUUCCUGUUGGUAGGAACCAUCAUUACAGCUUGUAUCAAGUCGGAUCUGCGCAGACAGUUGGCAAACCAGCAAGCACUGGCAGCUGUAAGUAUCAAACCAAACUUGUCAGCAAAACAUUUACGCAAUUACACUUUACAAUUACACUUUAUACAUUAUAAAUGUGAUAUAUUGUGAUAGAAAUCAGAUUAAGGUUUUCAUGACCUUCCCAUCCAGAAAUAAGUUCAUGUUUUGUAUUUUCUGCUAGUGUGUCUCUUGUUUGUCAGAUUGAUGCAGCAGAAAUCUUUUUAUGCCCACUAACAUAUGCUGCAGAUACUAGAGAA
Sinocyclocheilus grahami is the source of this 505-nucleotide messenger RNA. RefSeq names its product feline leukemia virus subgroup C receptor-related protein 2-like. Gene Ontology annotation, cellular component: membrane. The coding region runs from base 3 to 359 and encodes 118 amino acids. Gene Ontology annotation, biological process: heme export. Lineage: Eukaryota; Metazoa; Chordata; Actinopteri; Cypriniformes; Cyprinidae. The transcript is spliced from 3 exons. The record is from RefSeq and is a predicted model, not a curated record. Gene Ontology annotation, molecular function: heme binding; heme transmembrane transporter activity.